AUGAACAGCUUGCGACCGGACGCAGUCAUCAUCUGGGCCGACUUAACCAAGUUCGGUCGGCUACAGAAAGAUGAUCUCGACAACAUUACGGAAGCCAUCCGCAACCUUCUCCAGCACAACCCCCAGAAGAUGGUUGGGGUGAUCAUCGUCCGACGACUGGAAGACAAAUUGGAUGCUAAGUUCUUGCUCAACACAUCGAUCAGCAUACGGAUGGACGAGCCUCACUUCAAUAAGAAGCAAGCCCUGCUCUACCCGGGACUUGUCUGUUGGCCGGAUGGGGUUUCCGAGCACAUCUUCGCUGAGAGCAAGCUGGUGGUGGAUAGGUCUUUCAGUGAAGUCCAGGAAGCGGCCCAACGCCUGGGCGGGACCCACAUGCCGGCCACCGAUGUGACCGUGCUGAAGUACAGCGAGCGAAUGGUUGCCCAAUACCUCCUAGAGGAUUGGAAAACCGGCCGGAACCUCGUGGGAGCUGCUGCCUACGAUCCAGAGCCACAACUUCGAGACGCAAGCGAGGGGAUGCCAGUGGAUCCUACGUUCCACCAUGCGAGCAUGAUGACCGGGGAGGAUGGUAAGCUAGUGCUCUCGCUUCCAGGGCCGCUACGCGGCAAGUGGAGCGACGAUCCCCACCGCAAGAAGGAGUGGUCAGAUGCAUUGGCCAAGUUCGAUCAGCUGCACACCACCUCCUCUACCGAAGCCCCGUCGGCAGCAUCAGCUGAGCCGCCAACAUCCAGCGAGCAAGCCCAAGAUCAAGGAUGGUCCUCGGAACCGGGCACAUUGACUGAACUCGAUGCAAAGUACGACACUUUGAUGUCGUGCCCGGGACGCAACCCUACGACAAUGCUCACGUUGGUCCAGCAGAAGGGCCAGGUUGCAAAUGCCGAUGUCACCAUACCGGAUCACGAGUUUCAGCUGGCACACGAUCGGGCCAGCUUCGUGGCUGGACAGAAGGCGACCGCGGCACCCCAGCCAUCGAGUCUGGCAACCCCGAAAAAGGCCGCAGCACCCCAGCCAUCGAAUCUGGCAACCCCGAAAAAGGCUGCCGCGAAAAGCACUGAGUAUGGGUCGACGGGCAAGGAGACAGACGACAAGUGGAAAAUGUUCCGCCGCAAAGACACCGCUUCUUCUGUGGCAUCUACACCUGCCUGCAAGAGGAAGCUGACCGAUCCUCUCCUGAAGUCACCAGACUUGGGAUCCUGCGAGGAGACUGAAUCCACGGAAGCUCUCAUGAAAGAAGCCGAAGAUGUGAGUGAGAUGCUCCAGAAGUCGCUUUCCGUUUCCAAGAGCAAGCCGUCGACGGAAAAGGAGAAGCCCCGCAAGAAUGAGAAGCCCCAGGAGGAUGAGGAGACCCCAGAAGACCCGACGGGUGAUCGUGCCGAAGAUGAUGAGUCGGGCCCGAAGCGCAGCGAGGACAAGCCCGAGGAGCCGACUUUCUCCAGCCUGGUCGCUGGCAUAGUGCAGCCUGCCGAGGGCAAAAGAAAGGCGAAGGCCAAGGCCAAGAAUAAGGCAAAGGCUAAGGCCAAGCCUGAGGAUCAGAAGGACCACAAGGGCUCGAGUGGUACUAGUGCCGGCAGCCAAGCACCCGAUGAGGAGGCAACCGGUGGCAAUACGAAGACGGCUAAGCGGGCCCUAGACAAGGAGAAGACCGAGAAGAAGCCACUCAAGGAGAGUGCCUUGAGAAACACGUGGAAUGACUUUCGCAGGGACUAUGUUGAGAAGCACAAGGGCUUCGGCAAGACGAUCCAAACGUUGUUCAAGGAAGCUGCCGAGGCCCUUCUCAAGGAGCCGACGAACCUCGUGUGCGAGUGGAAGUCGGAUGAUGAGCCAGUGGUCCUGGAAGUGGCAGAACCCGGGACGAGACGCUUGAAGGAUGCCCCGAUAUCCUCGAUGAGGCAGCUUCUCGUCGAGAUGGAGCAGCAGGGAGUAGUCGAUCUUACCGUGAACUCCCACCAGAUUGAGCGCACAGGCGAAGCUGACCGCUUCAAGAUCAAUGCAGACCCCGAGCAAAUCCCUUUGGUGUUCAAGUAUGUCAAGAAGUCGCAAGCCGAGCAGUUCAAGUUCACGACAGGGGCCAGCUAUUUCACGAACAAGGAUCUGACCUCCUCUAGGGCACUUCGCCUCGUUUGGCGAGUGUCUUACUCCGCCGAUGAAGAGGUCUGUUGCUGGGAGACGCGGUCUCCGAUGGAGGCGGGUUACGUGGUAGACGAGGAAGGGAUUAGCCCCAUCUUUCUGAAUGUGCCGCUAGCCGAGGACCUACAGACCAUGAUCAACAGGUACGCAGGAGAUGGCAAAAACAGUAGCCCCAUUCGACUUCAGGAGCUGCUUUUGAUCCCUGCAUAUGAAGGCGUGGGGUCAACCAUGACCUGGCACUCUUUCAAGCUUCGAGCUGGCGUGGUCCAUCUCGGGGAGAUCAAUGACCCGUUGAUCACAGGCAAUUGCUAUCUCUUGUUGCUCGAGCGGCAGCAGGACUUCUUUCGAAACGCGCCCAUGUCCGACAUUUCUUCAAAACGCGGCGAAGCCCCGAGCCAGCAUGGUGGAGAUUCUCCCCAGAAGCGUCCUAAGAGUGGAGCAACUCCCUCAUCCAAGGGACAAGGCAAGGGCAAGCAAGCAGGGCAGCGGCGCAGAGAAGGAAAGCCGUCAGAAGCAGCCGACGAUGACCUCGUGAAUGCUGUGGCUAGGCUCGUCUUACGGCAUGACGAGCAGCUCUUAGCAUUGACAUCUGACCUCUGCUACAUAUCCUAUGUCCGAACAGAUGCUCAUUCAGUAUUGCAAGAGCUUCAUGAGGAGAGCAAACGUCACAGAGGCAUGAUGGCUCCCCCAUCUCCCCCGAGACACGCGCUCACGCUUCGAUUCUUCAAGGCUCUCAAGGACAGAGUCGUGAAGGUCAGCCAGUCCGAGACAGUGCAGCAGAAACUCAAGCAAGAGGGCGUGAUGACUCUGCAUGGGGAAUGGCCGUACUUUGAAUGGAGUUCGGGCAGUCAAUCCAUGGUAGAAUCCUUGGAGGACCCUCUGAGCACGUCGCAGCUGCUCUCGGGGCUGGGCGAUGUCAUUUCCCGGCUGGAAGCCGACUCGACUCAGGUGACCAUGUUUAAGACGUCGCGACCCAUAGGCGACAACAUGACGGGAGGAGCAGGCUUGACAAUCGCAUGUUUAGUGCUCGAGGAGUCUGUAUACGUGGAGUUGCUCCCGUCAGGCCAGUGUGCCCUGAUCAUAGAUCAAUAUGCCCAGCCAGUUCGAGCCUGUGUUUGCGGCAUUCUUUAUUUAUUGCAGCCUGUGCAUCUCAAGAGCUCCCAGCAACUCUCCCUGCCCCUCGCGAUCAUGGCCUAUCGUCUCCAGCCUACCCGUCUUGUGGAGGUACUCCUCCCAGUUUUGGCAGCGCUGUAUCAUGAGACAGAGGUUGCAGCCGGUAGUGAGUCACUCCCCGGCUCGUACAUCACGCAGGUGCAGACUUUGAUUGAUGCGAAGAUGGUGAAGAUCAAAGCGCAGUUGUUUCUGCUAGCGGUGGAGCUACUCCCCGCGGACAAACUCAAGCGCCUGCACUUGUACUGCGAGUCCCUUAGGGGGUACGAUGAGUGGCAGGAGAUCAAGCUUCAGCGGCGACACAACCUCGGCCAGCUGGCGAUGACGUAUUACGCGAUGGCUAAGUCGCGUGAGCCCACUGAACUGGGCUGGUCGAGGUUGGCAGGCUUCCUUUACGAUCUGGAAGGCGUGAACGCCGAGGUUGUACGCCAGGGCUACUUCAGGGAGGACGCUGUGUUCAACGCGGCGAUUGCUGAGUGGGACCUCAAGCUCAACGAACUCCUCAAUGCGGUGGAGAAACUCCCCUUUGUGCAGAGCUUUAGAGGAGGCACUCCCAAGAGCGGCGGAGCAACGCCACACUUCCGAGGAGUUACUCCCGGUGAGGAGGAUUUCCGUCAAUGUCCAGAUCAUUGUAUGGAUCUCACGGAAGGAUCGGAGGAGGAGGGCGUGUUCGCCGGGUCGCUGAACAGAAUCCUUGAGGAGCCAGACAUGCAUCCAGCUGAGCCAAUAGCGAACCAGUUCCCUCAGUACGCACAAGCCGGAGAACUUGCUCCGAUGACCUUCACCACAGGACCAUUGGGCAGCAUCAUGGAUGUCACCUCUCCGAUACGCUUUAGCCCGUCUCAACAGCAUGCUACAAUGCCGUGGCAUGGUGACAGGCUGGUCUUGGUUGCCUUUCAUGUCCGUCACCUAGCCAACCUGCCGGUUGAAGAUCUGGUGGAUUUGACGGACUGCGGCUUCAGCAUAGAUCCGGGAGGGAUGUCACAGCAGGAUGACUCCUACCGCGCGGAGUACGCGGCCUAUUCGGCGCGCCGGGCCGCGGAUGGCCUGCCCAGCGUUUCUUAUAGAAACUAUUUGCGGCAAUGGCGUCGCUCGGAGGAAGGGCAUGCAGAAAGAGGUGAGCCUCCCAUAGAGAAGGGAGGCAAGGGUGGUAAGGGUGGAGUGACUCCCCCACCACCGCCUCCAAAGAGGCGACAAGAGCUAACAGAGGGUGGAGAUGCUCCCCCUGCAGUCAAGGCCAAAGGAGAGCCGGGAAAGAAGGCCUCUAAAGUGUUGGAGGAAGCUGGCUAUCCGGAAUUUCCUGACUAUGUUCCGACCUGUGGCGGCAGCAUCGCGGACAUUAACCAAGGCAGACUGACAGUGGCGGCCACUAAGCUCAUCGAGGGCCUUAGUCCGUGUACAGAGCCCAACACGGACAUCGCCAAUGCCCUAAUGUCGUCGUUUCUCCGCACACGGAAAGUCCUGGCGGGGGAGGAUAUCUCCUCUAAACUUGGCAGUGCUGUAGCCUUCCCUGGCAAUUGGUUUAAGUUUGCAUACAGUGCUCCGAACCGCCUGGACGCAGAUGCCGAACAGCAGUACGUUGGGUUCCACGGAACCCACUUGGAAUGUUUACACGCAAUCCUCUCGACUGGUCGGCUUCUCCCAAGCGAUCCUGGGAUUCCAGGCACUCGUGCCUUUACAGACAGGAACGGCGUCUACCUACACAGGCCGAUUAACCGGCACCUCGCCGAAAAUUAUAGCUCCCUCACGCGCUACGGCGCGAGACACAUUUUUGUGAAGCCGUGCGUGGAGGUGGUGUACGACAUCCGCGGCGUCAGAGUACUUGAUGGAGUGGUCGAGCACCCUCGAGCUGCCUCUGCACGCAGCGCGCUCGGCCUGGGGGAUCGCUUGUCAGUGCAUGCGACGACUAUGGGACCCCCGGGUGGAGACACUCCCCUGGGAACUGCCAAGAGUGGAGAUACUCCCUCUAGCUCCUCUGAGAUUGCGCCACAUGGGUCCUCUGCUCGCUCCGAUGGCAAAGCUCGAGACAGUGGGGCCCUUGCCACAGUUGAGGAGGCGAUCCCGGAGGUCCAGGAAUGGCUUGGCGAAGAGGGGUCGCUUGGUUCUUUCCGGGAAUCUGCGAAGAAUCCAGAGAGCCAGCUGGCAUUUGAGAUCUCCAAAGGUCUAGCAGCAUGCCUUCGCCACAAUCACAAGCCGCGCAUACACGUCAACGAAGCGGGAUGGGCACGACUGUCUGAGGUGCUCUUCUGGCCUCGCAUUGCUGAGACCUCCGCCUCUGCCGGGGACAUUCUGGAGGUGGUACGCAGUAAUCGAAAACAGAGAUACCAACUGGGACUCCAAGUCGAUGGCCCUUACUUCAUUCGGGCUGUACAAGGCCAUUCCAGAACAGAGGUUGGCGAAGAGAAUCUGUUGGAACCAGUGUCGGAGGAGCAACUCCCCGACACGCUGCUACAUGGUACCUCUUGGAAUGCUUAUGAAAGCAUCCAGCAAAGGGGGCUUCUUCCUGGCAGGGCACAGACGAAAGGUGGCAAAGGAGGCCGUAAGGGAGGCAAGUGGCGCGAAGGGCGGCAGCAUGUGCACUUAAGAAUUCUUUAG
Molecule: messenger RNA, 5892 nt
Organism: Symbiodinium necroappetens
Lineage: Eukaryota; Dinophyceae; Suessiales; Symbiodiniaceae
Source: the annotation of a GenBank genome assembly